AGCACGGGCACGGCGGUUACCGCGGGCCGCGCUCACAGACCGGUCGCUGCCAUAGUCCUGCUGCCAUGGAGCCGCCCUCGCUGCCGCAGCUGGAGUCGCUCAAAUACAGCGAGCUACAGCAGGUGGCCAAGGCCGCCGGCCUCCGGGCCAACCUGAAGGCAGACAAAUUGCUGAAAGCUCUGAAGCAGCACUUUCAUGAGCCAAAACAAGAAAAUGGAAGUAAGGACUUUGGAAGGAGCGCAUCCUCCUCCUCAGACACAGAGCAACUCAGCAGUCCAGAGCAGGUCAAACCUAUUCCAGUGUCCUUUGUCACAAAAAGGCGUGGGAAAGGGAGGAAGGUAGCAACUGGAAAGAUGGCCUCCAAGGAGGAAAUUAAUACUAAUGAAGAAGAUAUGGCACUUCCUGUUGAGAAAGAGAAUUAUUCAGAAAUGACAGAAAAAGUACCCCGGGAUGGAGACAGCAAGACGCCAAAGACAAGGACAAAGACAAGCAAAAGACGCCAAACCGAGGAACCUGUAGCUAAGAACAAAGCUCCUGUGAACCCAGCGAUGCAUCCCAUGCAGAGCCAGCAAAGGGAGAAGAUGGUUUCUGCUAAACGAAAUGGAGCUGAAAAUGACACUCUUCCAGCCCAUCCUCCAGCUGGGAAGAUCCCUCGAUAUGUAGACCGUCUGUCUAAAACUGGAAAAACAGGAGUGAAACCCAUUACGCCAAAUUUCAAGAAGCUGCAUGAGGCUCACUUCGAGAAAAUGGAGUCUAUUGAUGCCUACAUUGAGAGAAAAAAUAAACUGAUUGAAAACUUCAGCAAUUCUAUCAAUGAGGUUAAGAUGUUGGCUAAAAAAGCUAACCACCCAAAGGCAUGUGAGAAAGGAACUCCACACAGCAAUUCUAAGAAACGCUCCGGCGGCAGAGUGUUUUUAUUCAGCCCACAUCCCCAAAGAGGAAGGUUCUCUACCAGUUGUACUCCAGGCAACCUGCGGCGCUCCCCACGCAUCUCUGUAGGCACCGGAAAUCUGAGUAUUUUAUCUCAGAAAUCUUUAUUCAAUCCCUCCAUUCUCUCAACAACCAAAAUGAAUGUCAGAUUCUCAGAAGCUACAAAAGAUAAUGAACACAAGCGCUCCCUUACCAAGACUCCAUCUAGAAAGUCACCAUUCUUGGAGAUUUGCACACCUGAUAGCCAGAAAAGUGGCAAACCCACAAUUAGAAAGAGCACUAAUGGAAAUGCAACAAACCAUGAGCUGACUGCAUCAAAGACCAACCCUAAUGCUGUUACACCAUUCAAGUUUGCAGCUCAGACUGCAGAACCCACAAGUACCAAGAAGCCAACAUUUGAUCUGAAAGCAAGUCUGUCAAGGCCACUUGGAUAUCAGCCACACAAAGGAAGACUGAAACCUUGGGGUGACUCAAAAGAAAACACUGUCCUGAAUAAAUCUAUGAAUAGCAGUGUCUCUUCACACACACAAGAUUACAAACAGCCACGUCUCCAGACCAGAGAAGGGAGGCGUGAGAAGCAUUUGCUGGAGAGAAAGCAGAAAAAGGCUCAGCUGCUUGGAACCCGCAGAGGACUAUCCAUGGCUUAGGAGGAAUUUAGUAAUGUCUUAAGGCCUCGCUGUAAAUACUGUUCUCAGGAAAAAUCUUUCCUACCUUUGUAAAUAUUUCUGUUUAUAUGUUUGCAUUAAACGAUGAGUCAGGUCACCUGAGUUGACUGGAUGUUACUAGCCACGUAGGGCAGGCUUUCUUAGUGCUGUUGAGCUUAACAUUGUUAGUGAUUUUACAAGUUGGAUAAAAUAUCGAAACUUUAAAUCUUUUAAUGUGUUUUAAGUAGAGCCCAGAGUAUCUCAAAUUACUUGGAGCCAUUCAUCCAGUUAGGUUUUAGAUUGGCUAGAGAUUCUUGGUUGUAAAUUUUGAACAAAAGCUUCCUCCUAAGUCAGCAGAUUCCAUAAACUAUUAGACUGAAGAGAUAGUAAGGGGGGAGGGGAGGGAAAAGAGGAAAUGUUAAAGGGAUAAUCAUGAAGCCUAUUCACACUGAGUCACUUAUCAGUUGGGCAUAUUUCUCUAGAGAUGUUAAAUAACUUCAAAAUAUGUUCCAUUAUCAAGAAAUUUAAGACACUGGGAGACUCGCUGACAAGUAGGGUAUGUGUAGUAGCAAUUAGAGCAGUUUCCUAUAUUUAAGUCCUUUGUGAAGUAAACAAUCUCUAGGAGAGGGAAAACCAUAUUAUAAGGGCUUUCUGGAGAACUAAAAGCCCUAAAUAAUGGUACCCUUUUAGAAUGAAAUAGGAAAAAAAAUAAGAAGUUAAUACAAACCUUGGUAGGUUGCUAAUCCAAUAUGUGAAGAGCAAGUCAUUAGUUUUUUGUCCCUCUCCACAUUUAUUACAGGAUAAAAUUUGGCAUAAUAGAACAAUUGUUGUCUAGCCUGAAGCAUUUACAAGAUACUUUAUUAGUAAACCAAGUUCUUUUGAAGUAUGAUAUACUUAGAGUAGAUUUAGAAAGCCUGUAGCAGCAAUAUCAGCAAUUUCCCAAAGGUGAUCUGUAAAGAAAAUCAUCUUGAUUUUUAUCAUUAGACAUCAUGGAAUAGACUGGAAGCGCAGGGGAAGGUGUGGGGGAGGAGGCACUGCAGUUGCUAUUUCAUUACAGCUCUUUGGACUUAUGAGCAAAUAUUUACAAAGUAAUAGGCUCACUUUUGUGUUUAGGUUUAACCUUUCCUGUGAUAUUUGCUGAAACAUUAGAUUCAGAAAUAGAAAAGCUUUUUAUAUAAAAUUUUAUACUGUUUAAUUGGGGAAAAUAAAUGGUUUUUUGUAUUUAA
This is a messenger RNA of Terrapene triunguis (Three-toed box turtle), 2800 nucleotides long. It is a transcript of the gene NUSAP1, whose product is annotated as nucleolar and spindle associated protein 1. Bases 66 to 1577 code for a protein of 503 amino acids. Gene Ontology annotation, cellular component: microtubule; mitotic spindle; nucleolus. Gene Ontology annotation, biological process: establishment of mitotic spindle localization; mitotic chromosome condensation; mitotic cytokinesis. NCBI's taxonomy places the organism in Eukaryota, Metazoa, Chordata, Testudines, Emydidae. The record is from RefSeq and is a predicted model, not a curated record. Gene Ontology annotation, molecular function: microtubule binding. The transcript has 12 exons.